Messenger RNA from Fraxinus pennsylvanica, 405 nucleotides. The record is from the annotation of a GenBank genome assembly. Lineage: Eukaryota; Viridiplantae; Streptophyta; Magnoliopsida; Lamiales; Oleaceae.
AUGUCUGGUAAUCAGGUUUGUUUGGCACUGGGAGAGCGAAACUAUGUUGCUAGCAAGGACUGGUAUCAUCAUUUGAAGUUAUACCCAGAGGAUGAGUCUGGUCCUUUGUCCACUAAGAAGCCUGUUGUCGCAGAAUCCUACGAUGAAAUUGUUUUCCUUGAGCCUUCAGAGGGUCUCUUAUCCCAAAUGAAAAAUCAUCCUGCAGUUAUUGUGCCCAGACCACCUGCAGACAUUACUUUGCCUCCUGCGGCAAGAUGGUGGUUGGCAAUGUUGACUAAGUGGAUGCAAUGUGGUUUUGGAGUUGGUGGAUUAUGGACGCAGGCGGUAAUCGUGGUGGAAAGAGGUGUGGUUUAUAGUGGAUAUGGGUGGAGGGAUUUUGUGGUUGUGAUGGUAUGGAAACAGUAA